ACUCUAGAGCGCAAUUCUUGUUUUAUAUUUUCUAACCAAAACCCAAAAUAUUCAUCACCUCCUUAGCUAACCCACAAAACAACAUGCCUUCCUCCUUGCACCUCCACCGCUCCACCACCACCACCUUCAGCGGCGGCUGCCACCACAAACAACAAACACUCACGCGGUGUCUCCCUCUUCCUCACUGUGUCUUGCUGCCGGAAACGGUCCCUCCGUACCACGUCCACACCCUGAGACCGAACCAGUGUUGUUCCGCGGUGGUCCAAGCCAUCGAAGCCCCCGUGGAGACAGUCUGGUCUUUCGUUCGUCGCUUUGAUAACCCCCAAGCUUACAAACACUUCCUCAAGAGCUGCAACGUGAUCGCCGGCGACGGAAACGUGGGUAGUCUUCGUGAAGUCCACGUGGUGUCCGGCCUCCCAGCAGGCUCAAGCACGGAGAGGCUGGAGAUCCUUGACGAUGAGCGUCACGUGCUUAGCUUUAGCGUGGUGGGAGGCGAUCACCGGUUGAGAAACUACAGGUCGGUCACAACCUUACAUGCUUCCCCGGAUGGUAAAGGCACGGUUGCCGUCGAAUCAUUCGUCGUCGAUGUACCGCCGGGUAAUACUAGAGAGGAUACGUGUAGUUUUGUUGAUACAAUUGUACGUUGCAACCUUCAAUCUUUGGCUCAAAUGACUGCAAAUAUGGCUAAAACACAGAACUCCUCAUCCCCUUAAUCAUUCAAUCUAUUUCUCUUUAACUCUUUCGUUUUCGAUGUGGGAAUCCAUAGAUCAAAUAGAGGCCUCGGUGAAGUUGAAGAUUCUAGCUUUGACGAUAUCACCCCAUUUUCUUUUUUUUUUCUCUUCCUUUCUCCCUGUAAUUAUGAAUGUGUUUCACAAAAGUGUAUCAUCUAUAGUAAUUAAUCUUGUGAAUUCUACCU
This is a messenger RNA of Hibiscus syriacus, 916 nucleotides long. Its product is annotated as abscisic acid receptor PYL4-like. The record is from RefSeq and is a predicted model, not a curated record. Lineage: Eukaryota; Viridiplantae; Streptophyta; Magnoliopsida; Malvales; Malvaceae. Gene Ontology annotation, cellular component: cytoplasm; nucleus. The transcript has a single exon. The coding region runs from base 84 to 713 and encodes 209 amino acids. Gene Ontology annotation, molecular function: signaling receptor activity; abscisic acid binding; protein phosphatase inhibitor activity. Gene Ontology annotation, biological process: abscisic acid-activated signaling pathway.